Pleuronectes platessa (European plaice) is the source of this 1472-nucleotide messenger RNA. RefSeq names its product heat shock transcription factor 4 (gene hsf4). Bases 111 to 1472 code for a protein of 453 amino acids. Gene Ontology annotation, molecular function: DNA-binding transcription factor activity; sequence-specific DNA binding. NCBI's taxonomy places the organism in Eukaryota, Metazoa, Chordata, Actinopteri, Pleuronectiformes, Pleuronectidae. Gene Ontology annotation, biological process: regulation of DNA-templated transcription. The record is from RefSeq and is a predicted model, not a curated record. The transcript has 13 exons.
GUCUGGGAUUUGGCACACACACACACACACGCACGCACACACACACACACGCACGCACACACACGUUUGGUUUCCUGUUGUAAACAUCUUGGCAGUGGACAGGUGUCAGUAUGCAGGAGUCUCCAGGGGCCAUGGGUGUAGACGGCAGCUACGCCAGCAACGUUCCAGCUUUUCUCACCAAACUGUGGACGCUGGUGGAGGAUCCGGACACCAACCACCUGAUCUGCUGGAGCGCUACCGGGACCAGUUUCCAUGUGUUUGAUCAGGGACGUUUUGCCAAAGAAGUUCUGCCAAAAUACUUUAAACACAAUAACAUGGCGAGCUUCGUUCGACAGCUCAACAUGUACGGUUUCCGUAAGGUGGUGAACAUUGAGCAGAGCGGUCUGGUGAAGCCAGAGAGAGACGACACAGAGUUCCAACAUCUGUACUUCCUCCAGGGACACGAACACAUGCUGGAACACAUCAAGAGGAAGGUUUCCAUAGUGAAGAGUGAGGAGACCAAGGUCCGUCAGGAGGACCUGAGUAAACUGCUGUAUGAGGUCCAGCUGCUCAGGACACAACAGGACAACAUGGAGUGUCAGAUGCAGGACAUGAAACAACAGAACGAGGUUCUGUGGAGAGAGGUGGUGUCACUGAGGCAGAACCACUCGCAGCAACAGAAAGUCAUGAACAAGCUGAUCCAGUUUCUGUUCAGCCAGAUGCAGUCCAACACACCCAGUACUGUGGGCCUAAAAAGAAAGCUGCCCCUGAUGCUGGACGACGGGUCUCCGAGCCCUCCGGCCUCCAAGUUCAACCACAGUCACCCGAUGGAGCCCAUACACGAGCCCUUCUACAUUCAGUCGCCAUCCAGUGACUCGGCUUCCUGCUCCACUAGUGGUCUGACAGGAGGACCAAUCAUAUCAGACGUUACUGAGAUGUCUCAGGCCAGCAUGGCGCUGCAGAUACAACCCGAUGAGACGAGGGAGAGGUGCAUGAUGCUCAUCAAAGAGGAGCCUGUGAGUCCAGGAGUGAGAGGAGGAGGGAAAGGAGGCGGUGUGGGUGGAGGAGAGGCCGUGGCCUUGACCUCCACCUGUGAGGUGUGCUCCUCAGAACCCCCCGUCCUCCCUGUGGCAAUGGUCCAGUCUGUUCUGGAGGGGAGGGGCUCCGCGGCCUCUGUGGUGGAGAGGAGGGGUAAGAGGCCAGUUCUGGACAGAGUGGAGGUUUCAGAUACAGUGGAGAACGUGGACAUGAGCCUGGAGGAGCUGCAACAGCUGCUGCUCAGGAGCCACCAGCAAAGCUCUGUGGAAGCUGGGACCAGUGCUGUGAUGGACCCCUUCAGUCUAAACCUACCUCUCACUGAGUGGAACUUCACAGAGAUGGAGUCCAACCUCAAAUCAAAAAUAUCUUGUUCUUUACCUGCUAAAUUCUCUAUUUACAUGUUUCAGAAUCAGGAGGCGGAGGCUUUUCCAGCUGCAGGCUGUGAGGAACAGUGA